Messenger RNA from Candoia aspera, 2013 nucleotides. It is a transcript of the gene SCAI, whose product is annotated as suppressor of cancer cell invasion. Lineage: Eukaryota; Metazoa; Chordata; Lepidosauria; Squamata; Candoiidae. The record is from RefSeq and is a predicted model, not a curated record. Bases 48 to 1826 code for a protein of 592 amino acids. Gene Ontology annotation, cellular component: nucleus. Gene Ontology annotation, biological process: DNA-templated transcription. Gene Ontology annotation, molecular function: transcription corepressor activity. The transcript has 17 exons.
CCCCGCAGCUCCGGCCGCCGCCGCCGCCGCCUCGCUGGGCAGCGCGAAUGGUGAGAGGGCCGGCCCGCCCGCGCUUGCCCCGAACCGGCCCAGCCUCUAGGACUGAGUUUACCUUGGACGAAACCAUGUCAACGUGUGGCAUAGAAGACGAUAUUCCUCAGGGGGAGAGGAAAACGGUCACCGACUUCUGUUACCUGCUGGAUAAAUCUAAACAGCUUUUCAAUGGCUUAAGAGAUUUGCCCCAAUAUGGGCAGAAACAGUGGCAAUCUUACUUCGGCAGGACCUUUGAUGUUUACACCAAGCUCUGGAAGUUCCAGCAGCAGCAUCGACAAGUUCUGGACAAUCGGUAUGGCCUGAAGCGCUGGCAGAUUGGAGAAAUUGCUUCCAAGAUCGGGCAGCUUUAUUACCACUACUACCUUCGCACAUCUGAAACAAGCUAUCUGAAUGAAGCCUUCUCCUUCUACUCUGCAAUUCGGCAGAGGUCUUAUUAUUCGCAGGUCAACAAAGAAGACAGGCCUGAGCUGGUAGUUAAGAAAUUGCGUUACUAUGCCCGGUUCAUAGUGGUAUGCCUCUUACUCAACAAAAUGGCUGUGGUUAAGGAUCUUGUAAAGGAACUAUCAGAAGAGAUAGAAGAUUAUACACAUCGCUUUAAUACAGAAGAUCAAGUGGAGUGGAAUCUUGUUCUGCAAGAAGUGGCAGCUUUCAUUGAGGCAGACCCUGUGAUGGUCUUGAACGAUGACAACACCCUUGUGAUCCUCUCCAACCGCCUCUCCGAAACGGGAGCCCCCCUGCUGGAGCAAGGGAUGAUUGUGGGGCAGUUGACGCUCGCAGAUGCCCUCAUUAUUGGCAACUGCAACAAUCAGGUGAAGUUUAGUGAGCUGACAAUUGACAUGUUCCGGAUGCUGCAGGCUCUGGAGAGGGAGCCAAUGAAUCUCGCGACGCAGAUGAACAAGCCAGGGUUGCAGGAGACCACGGAAAAACCAGCCAGAAGAGAAAACCCUCACAAGUACUUGUUGUAUAAACCAACUUUCAGCCAGCUGUAUACCUUCCUAGCUGCAUCAUUUAAGGAGCUGCCUGCGAAUAGCGUCCUGUUGAUCUACUUGUCAGCCACGGGCGUCUUCCCUUCAGGUCGUUCGGAUAGUGAAGGUCCCUACGAUUUUGGGGGCGUCCUGACAAAUAGCAACCGGGAUGUCGUAAACGGGGACGCAACCCACAAACGGAACCAGUUGUACAAGGAAAUGCAUUGCCUGCACCCUGGUGAUCUCUACCCUUUCACCAGGAAGCCUCUGUUUGUCAUAGUGGACUCGUCGAACAGCGUCGCCUACAAGAAUUUCACCAACUUAUUUGGGCAGCCGCUGGUGUGUCUGCUUUCCCCAACAACAUAUCCAAAAGCCUUGCAAGAUCAGUCUCAACGAGGCAGCCUCUUCACCUUCUUUUUGAACAACCCUCUAAUGGCAUUCCUAUUUGUCUCUGGAUUAUCAAGCAUGCGUAAAGGAUUAUGGGACAAAUGUCACGAUUACCUUCGCAAAAUCAACCGGGAUAUUGCACAGCUGUUGACUCAUUCCCGUUCCAUAGACCAGGCCUUUCUCCAGUUUUUUGGAGAUGAAUUCCUGCGCUUGCUUCUCACACGGUUUGUUUUCUGCUCAGCCACCAUGAGGAUGCACAAAAUCUUUCGGCAGGAAACCAGGAAUUACCCUGAAUCCUAUCCCCAACUGCCCAGGGAUGAAACAGUGGAAAAUCCACACCUCCAGAAGCAUAUUUUGGAAUUGGCUUCUAUCCUAGAUGUCCGAAACGUGUUCCUGGAAACCACCCUCGAUGAUUAUUAACACGGAAGCAAACGGUCUGGAUGUCUUACUGCAGAGUUUUUGCCCUAGCUGCAGAUUUUUGAAAUUUUGCUGUUUUCUAAUGUGAACAUCCACAAAAGGAGUUUACUUGAGUUUUAUUUUUGAACUUACAGGUUUUUUUUUUCCUUUUAAAAGAGUAAAAUAGCUGUGGGCGCAGCUGUUCCAUUCA